Messenger RNA from Solanum pennellii, 3570 nucleotides. RefSeq lists its product as uncharacterized. The record is from RefSeq and is a predicted model, not a curated record. NCBI's taxonomy places the organism in Eukaryota, Viridiplantae, Streptophyta, Magnoliopsida, Solanales, Solanaceae. The transcript is spliced from 5 exons. The coding region runs from base 1 to 3570 and encodes 1189 amino acids.
AUGGUGAACCGGUCUAAAGCAGGUAAACCAGAUGUAUUUUUACAUGAAGAAGGAUAUUAUAUAAUUAAGUUUCAGAACCUGAAUGAUAUGAAUGAGAUUCUAUAUUCUGGGCCACAUACUAUAAGCAAUAGACCUAUCAUACUGAAACAAUGGUGCCCAGAUUUUGAUUUUGGAAAGGAAUUCUUAGCUGAAAUACCCCUGUGGGUUAAUUUUCCAAAGUUACCUCUUAAUUGUUGGGGAGUAGGUUCACUGAGUAGAAUUGCAAGUGCUAUUGGUGUGCCUUUAUUUGCUGAUGAAUGUACUACAAAGCAAACAAGAAUUUCCUAUGCUAGAAUGCUUAUAGAAGUUAAUGUUACUAAAGUUAUUCCUCAGCAGAUUACAGUUAUGGAUCUAAAUGGAAGAACCUUCUUACAGGAAGUUGUGAUGGAGUGGAAGCCUCAGUAUUGUGACAAAUGCCAAAAGAUUGGACAUCAAUGUCAAUCAGUAACACUGGAGGAGAUACCAAAGAAGAGAAAGCCUUGGAGAAAAGUCACACAGACCUGGCAGUAUAAAGGGCCAAUUCAACAGCAAGAGAAGAAAGAUGAUCAUAUGAAGAUGCCAGUAAUAGGUGAAAAUAAUGCACAGAAGGAGAAACAAGAGAUAGAGAAAGAAGAGGAGCAGGAACUCAAGCAAACACCUGAGCUCAAUCUGAGGCCUUAUACUGGAAGCAAGCAUCUGGAGUUCAGUCUAUCAAAUUUUCCUAUGCUUUCAGCUAUACCUGUUAGAAAUGGAUUUGAGAGUUUAAGGAAUAGUAAACUAGCUUCACUGCCUGUUGAUAGAGGGUUAAUUGAAACAAGAGUUAAAGAGGUUAAUAUUAAAGCUACUUUAAAAGCAAUAGCUCCAGGAUGGAGGAUCAUACAUAAUUAUAAGGAGGCUGCAAAUGGUAGAAUAUGGAUAAUAUGGGAUGAAAGUUUGUAUGAUAUCAACUUAAUAAACAGUUCAGCUCAAAUGAUUCAUUGUCAGAUAAAUGAAAGGAGCAAAGGAUAUCAAUUUAAUCUCACAUUGGUAUAUGGAUUUAAUAUCUUAGAAAUGAGGAAAAGCUUAUGGAAUGAUUUGAAGAUGUUGGCUCACAAUGUUUCUGAUCCAUGGCUCAUAAUAAGAGACUUUAAUGUUAUUUUAUCCCCUCAAGAUAGAUUAGUUGGAGCUCCUGUUACUUUGAAUGAGAUAAAGGAUUUUGAAGAAUGUGUUAAGGAUAUGGGAAUCACUGAAGUACAAUGGAAAGGUAAUUAUUAUACUUGGACCAAUAAACAGAUUGGUAAUGCCAGAAUUGCUAUUAGAAUUGAUAGAGCUUUUGGGAAUGAUGCUUGGAUGGAUAAAUGGGGCCAUACUGCUAUAGAUUAUGGGAAUCCAGGUGUGUCUGAUCAUAGACCUAUGCAUUUGUUACUUCAUCAAAGUUAUCAUCAGAUCAGAAUAUAUAGCCAGGCAAAGGAUGAGCUAGUUACUAAAGAGAAGGAGUUACUAACAAAGCUGGAGAAGUGGUCAAUGAUAGAAGAAAAUGCUUUAAGACAAAAAGCAAGAGCAAGAUGGAUCACACUGGGAGAUGCAAACAACAAGUACUUCAGUUCAGUGAUAAAGGAAAGAAACCAAAAGAAGCAUAUUAGAAGUAAACUUCCAGCUAUAAAUGCUCAGGUGAUGAAGAGAGGGCCUGUUUUAUCAAAGCAGCAAAGACUUCAAUUAUGUACAGACAUAACAGAACAUGAGAUUUAUACAGCAUUGCAGUCUAUUGGGAAUGAUAAGGCUCCAGGGGUAGAUGGUUAUAAUGCAUUUUUCUUUAAGCAUACUUGGAAGAUUGUUAAAAAGGAUGUUAUUGAAGCUGUCAAAAACUUCUUCACAACAGGAAAGUUGUUUAAGCCUUUCAACUGCACUCUUGUUUCUUUAAUUCCAAAGGUUCAAAGUCCUAAAACUGUGAAGAAGUAUAGGCCAAUUGCUUGUUGCACUGUGAUUUAUAAAAUCAUUUCAAAGGUAAUAACAAGAAGAAUGCAUGAUGUUAUGCCUGAUGUUAUAUGUGAGAGUCAGGCUGGAUUUAUACCAGGGAGGAAGAUUGCAGAUAACAUUAUUCUGACUCAUGAGUUGGUCAAGACCUAUACUAGGAAGAAUAUUUCUCCUAGAAGCAUGCUUAAGAUUGAUCUACAGAAAGCCUAUGAUUCAGUUGAGUGGCCUUUCUUAGAACAAGUAAUGGUAGGCUUGGGAUUCCCAGAGAUGUUUAUCCAGUGGGUGAUGCAUUGUGUCAAAACAGUGAAUUAUACUAUUGUUGUUAAUGGGCAAACUACUCAAAGAUUUGAUGCAGCUAAAGGCCUCAGACAAGGAGAUCCUAUGUCACCUUACUUGUUUGCCAUAGCAAUGGAAUACCACAGUAGGCUCCUCAAAGGGCUUAAAGAAGAGAAAACUUUCAAAUAUCAUCCUAAAUGCUCUAAGCUGGCCAUUACUCACUUAUGUUUUGCAGAUGAUUUUACUUCUGUUUUCAAAAGAAGAUCUGGAGUCCUUCAAGAUACUUCAAAGGUGCUUUUCAGAGUUCUCUCAAGCUUCAGGAUUGCAGGCAAAUCUCACAAAAAGCUCUAUAUAUUGUGGUGGAGUUCAGAUGGAGGUAAGGCAACAAAUUAUGCAACAGCUUGGUUAUACAAUGGAAGAGCUACCUUUCAAAUACUUGGGAGUGCCUCUUUCAACAAAAAAGUUGACUAUAAUACAGUGUCUUACUGGGCUCAACUUUUUAUUAUUCCUGCAAAAAUAAUUAAAGUGAUUGAAGGAUUAUGUAGAAGCUACUUAUGGUUAGGAGUUGACUAUGUUACAAAAAAGGCACUGAUAGCAUGGGAGAAAGUGUGUUGUCCUAAAAGUGAAGGAGGUAUAGGGCUGACCAAUAUGAAAGUGUGGAAUAGAGCUGCAGUUGCUAAACUUUGUUGGGAUCUAGCUAACAAGGAGGAUAAGUUAUGGAUUAAAUGGAUACACACAUACUAUAUAAAAGGGCAGAGAGAAUGGCAGAGGAGGAAACAUGCAAGCUGGAUGAUACAAAAAGUAAUGAAUGCUAAGCAAAUGGUGGAACAGGUUCAGCAAAUGCAAGGGAAAAGUAAAGGGGUGAUCAGGCAACUUUAUUGUCACAUGAAGGGAGAUCAACAAAGGCAAGCAUGGACUUGUCUUAUGUUCAACAAUGCAGCAAGACCAAAAGCUUACUUCACAAUGUGGAUUAUGAUGAAUCAAAGGCUAGUAACAGUGGACAGAUUGGCUCAGUGGGGAGUUAUAGUAGAGAAGACAUGUGUGCUAUGCAAGAAUGAUGAUGAAAAUGCCGAACAUCUGUUUAUGCAAUGUAACUUUGCUAGAAGAAUGUGGGGGAGACUGCUAAGUUGGAUAGAGCAACAAGGUAAUGUUCCAAUGACAUGGGAGCAGUUUAAGCAGUGGUGUAUCCUUCAUGGAAAAGGGAAGAGCUCAGCAUCAAAAAUGUUCAAGAUUAUAUUGGCUGAAGGUAUCUAUGGAUUGUGGAUGGAGAGAAAUAGAAGAAUCUUUGAGCACAAGAGCAAAAAUGAGGAUCAAAUAGUUUAA